AUGAAUUACUUUAUACUUCGUUUUCGCAAAAUUUACGUCACAUCAUCAAAAACAAUUCCAUCUGUAAUUUCACGUCAAGAAUUAAAAAGUCUUCUUCAAGCACUACCAUGUGAAAUAUCGGUGUUAGAAACAGACUUCGGUAAACAGCCUGAAACUGAUUUUCAAGCUGCUCAUAUACCUAAAGCUCAAUAUUUUGAUCAACUUGAAUGUACAACUCCUACGGACUUUAUACCUCGUGGCUUACCAGACGUGCAAUGUUUUGAAGAAUACUUAACACGCUUAGGAGUUUCGAAUACAGCUCAUAUUGUUCUCUAUGAUCGUUCACCAACUGGGUUUUUAGCUUUUAGCCGUGCUUGGCUUGUAUUCCAAACACGUGAUGUCAAGAAUUUAUCGAUUCUCAAUGGAGGUUUUCAUAAAUGGACAAAAGAUAUCAAUUAG
Molecule: messenger RNA, 438 nt
Organism: Rotaria sp. Silwood2
Lineage: Eukaryota; Metazoa; Rotifera; Eurotatoria; Philodinida; Philodinidae
Source: the annotation of a GenBank genome assembly